AUGGGUAGCAAACGAAAGCGCGUAGCCAAGGAAGGCGCCAACAGCCUGCAGAACCCCCAGAAGCGCACAAAGAACGAAACCGAUCCGUCAACGAAUGGCGCCAGCAAGAAGACCAAGACCAAGACCAAGACCAAGACCGAAAGCUCGACCAAGACUAAGCCGACCCUCGUCAAGGCCCUCUUCGUGGAGUCACCAAUUGGUGAAGACCGUAAGAGAGAGGCUGAGCUCUAUGAGCUGCUAGGUAGCGAAGACCCCGACGAUCGUAUCGAGGCGGCCGAUUGUAUUGUUGCCAGCUUGUUCGGCACAGACGGAGAGGGCGUUUCUAGUGCCAUUCUGCGACGACAUCUGGAUCGCCGUCUGUUCCGCGGACUCGCAAGUGGUCGUAAUGCCUCCCGACUUGGAUUCAGCUUGGUCCUGACAGAGAUCCUCGGUCAAUUGUACGGAGAGAAGGCGCUCGCCGAAUCAAAAUAUGAGGACCUAGACUUCGACACCGUCCUCGAGAUCUUGAACGAGAAGAUCUCGGUCAUUGGAAACAUUCCUGGACAAGAGGAACGAGACCACUUCUUCGGACAGGUUUUCGGUCUCAUGGCUUUCGCUCAAGCCGGAAUUCUCUUCCGCGACAUCUCGAGAUGGAAUACAGUUCUGGAUCUUCUUCUGAAGCUUGCGGCCAAGAAGGUCUGGCUUCGCUCACAGUGUGGCUGGGUCAUCGUUCAAGCCAUCGAUCAGAUGAGCAAGAAGCAGGCCGAGGCCACUCUGGAGAAAAUUGCAGAAGCGAACCUGGCCAAGACCCCCGAAGGUGUGGCUGUCUGGCUCGUUGCUCUUACCCGAUUCCCCGACCUCAAGGUGAAGCCUUGGCAUGACCCUCUUUCCAAGAAGUCCUUUGGCGAUCUUGCUGCAGUUCUUCGAGAAAGCUUCCAGGACUUUUCCAAGGACCAGCCUGAGCGUGGACAAAAGAACAAGCAGGCGAGCUGGACCGCUCAGCUACACUAUGUCUGGGAUAUUCUUCUGGCCCACUACCUCAAGGAGGGAGAGUCCAAGGCCGAAGAGUUCCAACAGUUCUGGGCUCGUGUAGUGGAUGACUCCUUAUUUGCCAAAAGCGCCACCGAGGGCCAGAAGUUCAAGGGAUUCAUGGUGUUCCAAAAGAUGUUGGAAGGACUUGUCAGCCUCCCUAGCCAUCUUGAGGGUCUCUUCAGCAAGAACCUUACUCUUUGCCUCAUGAACCAAUCUGCCAAGGAGGAUCGAUACCUGCACCGAGCAGCAAUCAAGGCUCUCAAGGCGAUCGAGGCAACAAUUUCAGCUCACCCCUCGACACUUGUACCUAUUCUGGACAGCCUGCUCGGCCAGAACGGCGCCUACAACUUCGACCAGCGAACCAAUACCAAGACCAUCGAUCAUCUCAUACAGAACGUAUCCGAAGAGACUGGCAAAAAGGUCAUCAAGAUUAUCCAAAAGCCCAUCAGUACCAUCGACCAGCAAGAGACAGCGCAAGCUACCUCUACCCUCCGAGUUUACAUCGACUAUCUAUCCAAAACUCUUAACGCCUCGGCUUCACCUGCAUCUGGAAAGAUUCAACAGAAGGUCUUCUCAGCUGCCCUACAAGAACUUUCCCAGCUUGCAUACUCUCAACCCAAGCACAUCCCAGUAGAUGCUCUGACAGAGGGUGUUCGCGAGCUCUGCCGCACUCGCCUCGAGUCUUCAUUUGCCAAGGUUAGCCGAAGGACAGAGGACUACGGCACACUAUGCACUGCCGUUUCCGCUAUCGAUCCUGACUCGGUGGCAAUGUCCGAGGAGAUUAGCGAGGCCGUCCGAAACGCGCUGUCAAGAAUGCAGAAGCUGCUUAAGCGCAAGGCAACAGACGAUAACGAGAAGAGUCUUUUCCAGGCCCUGGCAAUGCUUCACGCAGUGUCUGUCUUCCAACUAUAUAAUGAAGAUCCCGAUGCCAUGGAGGUUCUCAACGAUCUUGCGCAAUACUCAGAUCGUCUCAAGAAGGGCAAGUCUGCUGAGAGUGAGGCUGGUACAUCAGAGUUUCUUGUUGAGAUUCUGCUAUCAUUUGUUGCACGGCCCUCGUCUCUUAUGCGCCAAGUUUCCCAGCAAGUGUUCGAUGCCUUCACACCACAAAUAUCAGCUGGCGGCCUGGAGCUCCUGACUGCACCUCUCUCAUCUAAUGAGAGCACCAAGGGUCAAAAGGAGCUGUUUAACACUGGGGAGGAUGAGAUGGAAGUUGACGAGGACGAGGAGGACGAAGAGGGAACAGACGCAGAUGAAGAGGAUAACUCAGAUAUUGAGAUUGACUCUGAUGUGGAGUUUAUUGAUAUCAACGAGGCCAAUGAUGAAAGUGGGGACGAAGAUGAGGACGAGGAUGAAGAUGAAGAUGAUGAUAAGAACGACGGUGAGUUUGACAAGCCUGAAGAGUUGGACGACGCCCUUGAGAAGAUCCUCAAGAGCCACCGACUAGACAAGGACGUCGAGGCCGAGUCUUCGGAAGACGAGGGUGAUAUGUCCGACUCUGAAAUGUUCGCCAUCGACGAGCAGCUUGCCGCAGCCAUCAAGCCUCGCAUCCAGGACCGAACAAACGACUCCAAGAAGCAGAAGAAGGAGGCCAAACAGUCUGUUGUCAACUUUAAGCACCGCAUCCUCGAUCUCCUCGACAUCUACGAUAACGCACAUGCGUACGCCAAGGCCUGCAGUGCAGCAAGUCUCAUCGUCGUGUCGGCUCUCUUCGCCGCCGACAAGGCCAACAUCAAAGAAGUGAUCGCCGUGUACGCCCAAACAUGGGAGACCUGGGUGCUUCGUGAGACAAAGCCUCAGUCGUCUUUCUUCCUUGACUGGUACAACUGGUCUCAGAACACAGCCUCUCAGGCUUAA
This is a messenger RNA of Fusarium graminearum PH-1, 2865 nucleotides long. RefSeq lists its product as uncharacterized. The transcript is spliced from 3 exons. The record is from RefSeq and is a predicted model, not a curated record. NCBI's taxonomy places the organism in Eukaryota, Fungi, Ascomycota, Sordariomycetes, Hypocreales, Nectriaceae. Bases 1 to 2865 code for a protein of 954 amino acids. Gene Ontology annotation, biological process: regulation of DNA-templated transcription. Gene Ontology annotation, molecular function: rDNA binding; transcription factor binding. Gene Ontology annotation, cellular component: nucleolus.